Messenger RNA from Aspergillus japonicus CBS 114.51, 858 nucleotides. RefSeq names its product SDR family oxidoreductase. The record is from RefSeq and is a predicted model, not a curated record. The coding region runs from base 1 to 858 and encodes 285 amino acids. The transcript is spliced from 3 exons. NCBI's taxonomy places the organism in Eukaryota, Fungi, Ascomycota, Eurotiomycetes, Eurotiales, Aspergillaceae.
AUGGAAGAGAGACGUCCCACCUGGUUAAUCACCGGCGCCUCGUCCGGCAUCGGCCGAUCCCUCGCUUUGGAAGCGUUGAAUGCCGGGUUCAAGGUCCUCGGCGCAACCCGCAGCAUCAGCCAGGCCGAAACCAAUUGUCCCCAAUUCGCAUCUCGAGGAGGGACCUGGGUGGAAUUAGACCCUGCGCAGCCGGAUGCCUACCACCAAGUCGUCAAAGUCUUCCAAGAGCAGAGCAUCGAUGUGCUAGUCAACAACGCAGGAUACGCUUUCAUUGGCAGCGUGGAAGACGCUAGCGAGGAGGAAUUCCGCGCCCAGAUGGAAGUCAACUUCUACGGGCCCCUGCGCACCGUUCGAGCCUGCCUGCCUGCAAUGCGCGCGCGGGGUUCCGGCCAGAUCAUCCUCAUUAGCAGCGGUGCUGGGUUCACUGCUCGUCCUGCACGGGGUGUCUACUCCGCCAGUAAAUUUGCCAUCGAGGCUGCCCAUGAGUCUCUGGCCCAGGAGGUCGGCUCCUUCGGGAUCAAGGUUCUGAUUGUCGAGCCCGGUGCAUUUCGGACGCCGUUUGCGAGUCGAAUCAUCACGCCUGCGCGGCUCAGUGAGGGAUUCAGUCAGGAUUACGAAGGGACGGUGGUGGAACAGAUGAUCACCGGUCAUCAGACCAUGAAGUCUCUUCCUGACUCUGUCAAGGGUGAUCCGGACAAGGCUGCGCGGGCUAUCAUCCAUGCUGCGGUUGGGGGCCAUGACUAUCUUCGUCUACCCCUGGGAACGGACUGUGUGGCUGCGUUGGAGCUGAAGAUUGGAGAGCUACAGCAUGAUUUGGAGGCGACGAGGGCUAUUGCUGUGAGCACGGAUGUUGAGUAA